CUUUUUUUGUCUUCCGCCUUUCCGGGGCUUCCGCAUCUCAAUCUCAGCCGGCCGCAGACACACACGAAGAUAACCGUGUGCUAGGGUGUACAAAACCUGAUCCUUUCGCGAAGAUGGGCAGUUCUCAGUCGUCUGUUACAGUAGAGCGGGAGUUUGUGGAGGAGGACCGGAUGCGGACGAAGGAGAUGGAGAAAGCGAUGGACAAGGUCCCGGAGGCUGUCCGGAAGCUCAGGCCAGAUCCCACGGGAUGCUGAGCAUCGACAGGCAAGGCACACACAGCACACAGCACACAGCACACCACGACGUGACACACAUACCCACGGCAGCUCUCUCUCUCUCUCUCUCUCUCUCUCUCUGUGUGUGUUUGUGUGUGUGUGUGUGCGUCAGAUGAUGUCGGCGCUCGAGUGUCACGGCACCAAGGUCAUCGCCGCCAUGAUGGUCCUGAACAUGACCAGUCCACACCACUCGCGAGCCCUCGACAGCUGCAGCAGCAGCGGCUGGCCUUCACCCAUGCUCGGGGUCGUGGUCCUCGUCAGCAGCGCACUGUUCAUCGAAGGCGUGAGCCUGCUGACGAGGACGAGCAAAUGGCCUGUGCGAAUGCGGCUGUGCGACAUCUGCAUGUCAUCGAAUACAUGCGGUAUCAUCGCUCUGAGUAGCCGCGCUUAUCACUCUGUGCUUCUUCUGCAUGUUUGAGCACUCAUGAUGCUUGUGGCCCUGAUGCUCUGCGGUCUGCCGUGCGUGUGAGUCUUUGUAAUGUACAUAUACAUGUACUCACACGUUCAUUUGGUCGUAUCUAUCUGCUCUUCUUCAUGUGGUGCGUGUCUGCUUUCGCAGGUCUGUCCAUGAUAGUGUUAUGUUAGAUAUAUAUAUAUCGUCUUGUAUCUCUGAAUAACAGCUCUCGUGUCUGUCCGUGAUGUUGUUACUGCACAUGCUGACUUGUCUUGUGUCUCGGAAUAGACAGUUUUUUUGAAGAGCCGUCGACGCUUCAUGUAUUG
Messenger RNA from Vitrella brassicaformis, 995 nucleotides. The record is from the annotation of a GenBank genome assembly. Lineage: Eukaryota; Vitrellaceae.